CAAUCAGCGAUCGCGUGGCUUUUUUGUAGCAUCCCGUUCCUGGCGAUGGCGGACGACAGCGCGUGCACCAACUCGUCCGCGUACAAGUUUGGCGUCUUGGCCGCGGACGAGCUCCCAGCUCUGCGCGCGCACCUGCUAGCGCAGGCAGCUGCCAUUUCGCCGAGCCUCUUUGGCACCAUCUUGCUCACGCAAGAGGGCCUCAACAUCCGCCUGAGCGGCCCGACGCUGGCUGUGCAUGCGAUGCAAGCCGUCUUGAGUGCGCUGCACCCCAACAUUGGCACGAUUGUCUUCAAGGACUCGCUGAGUGCGGCGCCAACGCUGCGCAAGUUCCUCGUGCGCAUCAAGAAGGAAGUCAUCUCGAUGGGUAUGCCCAGUAUCAACCCGGCGCGCGACGGGCUCGCGACGCACAUUUCGCCGGUCGAGUUCAAAGCCUGGAUGGACCAGAAGAAGGAUAUGGUCAUUCUCGAUACGCGGAACGACUAUGAGGUGCGGCUUGGCACGUUCGACGAUGCGAUCGACCUCGACAUCAAGAGCCUUCGCGCCUUUCCUACCGUGGCCAAAGCCAAGCUCGAGACUAUUCCCAAGGAAAAGCCAAUUGUGAUGUUUUGCACGGGCGGCGUGCGCUGCGAGAAGGCCUCGUACGCUCUCCUCGCAGAUGGUCACACGAACGUGUACCAGCUCGACGGCGGCAUCCUCAAGUACUUUGAAGACUGCGGCGGCGCGCACUACAACGGCGACUGCUACAUCUACGACGACCGGGUCGCGCUCACGCCGGCGCUUACCAAGGCCACCGACAUUGCCAUGUGCUUUGUGUGCCGGAGUCCGCUCACGGCGGCCGAGCAAGCGUCCUCGGACUUUCGUCACGGCGUGAGCUGUCCGUACUGCGUCGGUGGCAAGCGCUCGGACUUUCGGUCGCAAUCAUAAUGCAAACGCUUCUUACAAGUUGAAGCGACAAAGCCGCGUGUUGCUAGUUC
Messenger RNA from Saprolegnia parasitica CBS 223.65, 974 nucleotides. RefSeq lists its product as hypothetical. The coding region runs from base 46 to 924 and encodes 292 amino acids. Lineage: Eukaryota; Oomycota; Saprolegniomycetes; Saprolegniales; Saprolegniaceae. The transcript has 2 exons. The record is from RefSeq and is a predicted model, not a curated record.